GUAACCCCCUCCCAGCUGACUGACGCUGCGGCUGGGUCACUGUGCCCCCCGUGAUGCAUGCCCGGGCUAUACCUUACUCAUGGGGGCAGAAUCUCCGCAAUGCUGCCCUUGGCAUAGCAAGGGGCAAGAAUUUCUUGGGGAGUAGCUUUGCAUACAGCUUCUUCCAAUGGCUGAAGGAUUGCCUAUACCUCUUGCUCUGUUGCUGGUGCAUCAAGGAGGUCCUGGACUGA
Messenger RNA from Brienomyrus brachyistius, 230 nucleotides. RefSeq names its product lens epithelial protein. The record is from RefSeq and is a predicted model, not a curated record. The transcript has a single exon. Lineage: Eukaryota; Metazoa; Chordata; Actinopteri; Osteoglossiformes; Mormyridae. The coding region runs from base 54 to 230 and encodes 58 amino acids. Gene Ontology annotation, biological process: multicellular organism development.